Diospyros lotus (date-plum) is the source of this 2877-nucleotide messenger RNA. RefSeq names its product two-component response regulator ARR2-like. Gene Ontology annotation, molecular function: DNA-binding transcription factor activity; DNA binding. The coding region runs from base 322 to 2319 and encodes 665 amino acids. The transcript has 6 exons. Gene Ontology annotation, biological process: phosphorelay signal transduction system; cytokinin-activated signaling pathway. The record is from RefSeq and is a predicted model, not a curated record. Lineage: Eukaryota; Viridiplantae; Streptophyta; Magnoliopsida; Ericales; Ebenaceae.
AUGCUCGCUCUUUUUCUUUUUUUUUCAAGUUUCUUUCUUCUUUAUUCUCUUUCUCUCCCUAACAAAAUUAUUAAAUCAUAUGCACUAGUUACUGCUCUUGAGAAUUCUCUGAAUUUCUUGAACUGGGUAUAUGUUUCUUUGAAUGGAAGGCAGUGUUUUUAUGUUCACAUUUCUUCUAAUUUUCUCUCUCUCGGUUGGGUUUUCAUUUUUUUCUCUACAUGCAAAUGAAGUGAUUUAACAUGUAGAUUUAUUGUAGCUAUUUGGAUGUAGGCGUGUAUAAAUUGUAGAUUCCUUGUGAGUUUGAGGUUGAAAUAUGAAGAAAUGAAUCUGGCAGGCGAAGGAUCAAAAUCAAUGUUGAUGUCGAGCUCUGGCGUUUCCGACCAGUUUCCGGUGGGUCUUCGGGUACUACUUGUGGAUGAUGACCAAGCAUGGCUGAAGAGGUUGGAGAAGAUGCUCCAGAACUGCCUUUACAAUGUUACUAAAUGCGAUCGAGCAGAGGUGGCAUUGUUGCUGUUACGAGAGAACAAAAAUGGAUUUGAUAUUGUUAUAACCGAUGUAAACAUGCCUGGGAUGGAUGGGCUCGAACUCCUUGAGCACAUUGGGCUGGAGAUGGACCUACCUGUUAUAAUGAUUUCUGGCGAUGAUAGUAAGAAUGUUGUGAUGAGAGGCGUUACUUAUGGUGCAUGUGAUUAUCUGGUUAAGCCAAUUAGCAUAGAGGCAUUGAAGACCAUAUGGCAGCAUGUAGUUCGGAAGAAGCACGAGUUGAAGGAUUUUGAGCAAUUGAGAGGUAUAGAAGUUGGAGAAAGACAAAAAAGGCCUUCAGAGGAUGUAGAUGCAUCCUCAGCAAAUGAGGAGAGUUUGCAAGACUCAAAGAGGAAAGCGGAGGAAGAUGAAGAGGGGGAGAGGGACGAUAAAUCUACAUUAAAGAAGCCUCGAGUGGUUUGGUCAACCGAGCUCCAUAAUCAAUUUAUAGCAGCUGUAGAUCAGCUUGGCACUGAUAAGGCUGUUCCUAAGAAAAUUCUGCAGUUGAUGAAUGCUCCUGGUCUCACUAGAGAAAAUGUUGCCAGCCACCUUCAGAAGUAUCGGUUGCACCGUAGAAAGGAGGCAGCACGACAGAUUGAACUCAGAAACUCAUUCACGGGACCUUUGGAAGUAAUUGGGUCAAUAUCUUCACUCAAUGGGCUUGAUCUUCGUGCUCUGGCUGCCACUGGUGAACUUCAAUCAAAGAGUCUUGCUACCCUACUAGCAGGACCUCAAUGUAAGACCGUAAAUAAAGAUGGCACAUCCACUCCAAUUGCUAAUGAAAAGAAUCCUCUCACCUUUGAAACUCCCGAGUCAAGAUUUGGAGGGUUCCAGCACCCACAACUGAACAUCAACUAUAAGCAAAUUAGCUUACUCCAUGGCAUCCCAACUACAACGAACUCAAAGCAACUAGCCAAUUUGCACCAAUCUGCAAAGUACUUUGAGCAAAUCAAUGUGCAGGCCAAUCCCCAUGGAAUCCCAGGUAGCUCUGUGUUGUCACAAAACUCUCAACAACGGUCAACUUUACAGAUAGUACAUGACACUGAUGGCAAUCAUCUUUUGAGGAUUCCAUCAUCCAUUCCACGACCUACUUUGUCAAGUGAAAUGACCAGUGGUGGUUUGGCAAGAAAUGAAGUAGUUGAGAAUCCCAGACGGGCAUUUUACAGUUCAGUUUCUCAAGCCUCUUCAGUGGUAAAUUUCUCAAUAAACCGAAAUGCACACUUUCCAGGCAAUAGUUUCCCUCUAGGGAAUAAUUCAGAGAUGCCCAGUUUCACAUCUAAACAGGUGUUCCGAGAAGAGGGUAAUUCUGAAGUGCAAGCACCAACCGGAUUUCCCCCCCAUUAUGAUAUUUCCAGUGGGUUACAUCAUCAACAUAAAUCCCAAGACUGGGAGUCACCUAAUGUAGGUUUCACCUUUGAUGCAUCACAGCAAGAAAACAUGCAUGGCUACCUGGACAUCCCGUCUUCAGUUUUGUUCUACCAAGAGUUUUCUCCAUGCCAAAACAGUAUAUUGAAUACAAAUACAUCCAGUGGCAAGGUCAUAUUCUCAGCUAAAGAAACUGGAACUGGGAAUGCCCCUAACACCAGUCAACAACUCAGUCCACUUCUCACUGAUAAUUCACGAAGGGCUACGGCGGUAGAGCUGCCUGAUGCAAGCUAUCAAAACAUGGUAUCACCUGAACAGUUUAUUCAGGAUGACCUAAUCAGUGCACUGCUCAAGCAGCCUCAAGAGAGUAUUGGACUGGUAGCAUAUGACUUUGGCUUUGAAGGGCUUCCCUUGGAUAAUCUGUUGGAGUAGACAAUGCUUUCAACAUUUGAUGGGCAUCGCUUGGGUAAUCUUUUCGCUUCAACAGUAUUAUCGACCUUCUAUGUGUUGCUGUAAGUACUUAGGCAUCUCUUUUCUGCAACUGAACAGUGCAUUCAGUAUCCUGGCCUACUUGAGGAGAUCAGAUCUUAAUUUUAAUUACUUUGCUGCCUAGUAUUGAUGGAUGUAUAGCUUUCCAUGCCUUGUCAAAUUGGAGUCGUUGGAUGCCCAAGGAAGAUGUAGAAGCAUGGCAUGCAAAGUUUUGGCUGUUUUUGUCAGUGAAUUUAACGAAAACUAGAAUUUUCCUAUCACGAAUCAAUUCAUAUAAGUUUAUAUUUCCCAAUGGUGGUUCAGGAUGAGGAGGGUAUGAGAAAAUUGAAGGACUUGUAGGAGCAUUCUAUCUUUGGUAUUUUACCUAGGAGUACUAGAAUAUGAUGUACAGUUUAACUUGAUUGCUCUAGACAAGUUUUUUUGUUCAGUGAAUUUAAAUUUUAAUUAACUUUUCAUUUAUGGGUUGAGUUCUUUAAUUAUGUUGUAUAUAAGCUGUGUCUU